Selaginella moellendorffii is the source of this 1212-nucleotide messenger RNA. RefSeq lists its product as uncharacterized. The record is from RefSeq and is a predicted model, not a curated record. The transcript has 6 exons. Lineage: Eukaryota; Viridiplantae; Streptophyta; Lycopodiopsida; Selaginellales; Selaginellaceae. Bases 17 to 1144 code for a protein of 375 amino acids.
CGAGGUAAAGACGGACAUGCGGGAAUACCACGAGGUCGAGUACAAGGACGAACCCAAGCGGUGGCGUUGCGACUUCAAGAGCAAAGUGAAAAACGUUGAAUUAAUCCAGUGGAUGAAGAAGCAUUACCCUUACGUGAACCCCGAGUUCUGGCUGCCGGUUUCCGUCACUGAAGCUAAAUGGAGUUUGAAAGACGAGGACACAUUUCAGUCGGGCUCAUCUGGCUGUAACGAGCUUUUGAGGGAGCUCGAGGAAUUUCACCCCGUUGAUCGACUGUAUACCUUUGUUUGGGCCAACGAUGUGUACAACUAUGGGAUUUUGGACAUUUUUGGAUUCGUGACAGUCUGCGACGGCAAGAUCACUCCAGAAAGCUACGCGGCGUACAAGAAGCAUGUUUCCAGUACGAGAGACUGGUUGAAGACCUCCUUCCCCGAGGAAUCGUAUGCGCUGGUGCCAGGUACUCUGGAGGAACUGCAAGCACAAUAUGAUACGCGCAAGGAACAAUAUGAAAGGAAAACCGGCACAAUGCUCACUCGAAGGAACUCCAAGUUUCUGGUCGGGGUUUACUACGUAAAACCCGAUAUGAGGAAGAAACUGGUUACUGGCAAUCUCGCAACAGACCUUGAGGACGCUUACAACUUCAUUCAGGGCUUCAUGAGGAUACACGUCGGCAAUGAAUUCCUUGCGUGGACGCCGGAAAUGGUUGAAGACAUAUACCAGCAAAGACUCAUAGAAAUCCGUAAAGAGCAGCGGAACGUCUUCAAGGCGAGAGUCUUUGAGCGGAACCUGGUGCUGUACGAAUCUGAGCUGAAGGCAACAAAAGGGGAACUGUGCAGCAUCAAGGAGUCGGAAGACAAGUAUGUCAUCCGUCUCAAACUACCGAGAUUUGCAGGGAGAAUCGACAUUGUAUCUGGCCCUGUGAAAGGUGACCUGCAAAAGACGUGUUUGGACAUGGUGAAGAUUUACAGCAACGAGGAGCCUGUGGAGGACGAGUGCUGCCUCAGCAUUGUGUUUGAAUUCUCGUCCGUCGAUACUAUGCAGUCCUUUUGGGAGUACGACAACCAACAGGUGGUCAUUUUUCUUCCAAAGAAGACACCUCCGCAGCUGGAGAUUGUCCGUAUGCAGAAGAAACAGAGGAUCUGCUGAAAGAGUUAACGUUCCGUUUUGCCUGGUAAUCUGAUUUGUAGAAGAUGUUUUGAUCAAGAAACUGUAUA